UGACCUUGACCUUAUGCCGAACACUCGGGAACAGAUCGAAAACUGAAAAUGGAUGCUGUUACAAAGUGUACAAGCAACUUUAGUAUAGAACCUCUGAAAGAACCCAAGGGUUUCAUCAAGGUCAUACAAUGGAUACUGGCCAUCUUUGCGUUUGCCACUACUACCAGUGUGAACACCAAUCUACAGAUCACAGCUAAUAAGUGUCCGGGAGGUGGAAAAGCAAUCAUAGAAUCUGUACAGAUCAGCUAUCCUUUUGACCUAGAGAAAGAAUAUUUCACCACCCCAUUCUGCAACAGAUCCAGUGAUGGAAGUAAUGUAACGACUGUGUUUUUACUGGAGGGAUCAAAAUCUUCCGCGGAGUUCUACGUCUUUUUCGGAGUGAUGGUGUUUUUGUACUGUAUGGCUGCUCUUGUUGUGUACCUGUUCUUUGAGGAAUUGUAUCGCAGAAGCAAUGUCUGGGCUAUUGUGGACUUUGUGAUCUCUGCGGUGAUAACCCUCCUCUGGCUGAUCGCGUCCUCAGCCUGGGCCCAGGGUCUGGUCAACCUAAAGUACUACACGGACUUUAAAGACUCCGGAAUGUUUGAGCGACUACCAGAGUGUAAGGCCGGUGUGGGUUGCGUUCAGACGGCGACUCCGAAUUUCGGAAGUCUAAAUGCCUCAGUGAUAUUUGGUUUCCUUAACAUGGUUGUCUGGGCUGGUAACCUCUGGUUCCUUUACAAAGAAACUCCUUGGUUUGGAGGAAACAAGUCGGAAAAUCCCCCACAAACUGGGUCACCUCAGGGACAAGACCCUCAGAGAAUCUAGGGGGAUAGAAAACUGAACCCAUAGGUAGAAUCAAAUUAUGUGCUGAACUGUUUGUAUGAUGUAUUGGUCAAAGUGUAUAAGUGCUAAUCUAUGUAUGGAUUAUAACGAUAAUAUUUUCAACAGAUUUAGAUAAACAAUACAUUUAUAUAUUAAAAACAAAGAUCCAGGAUUUUUUAUAUUUGGAAGAGAGGUACCCACUUCAGCUCUCAAAAUAUUUUUAACCCAAAGUAUUCUAAACAUGCACAAAAUUAAUUAACAAAGAAGUUUUUUAUGCAAAAUGAAUAAUAUAUUGGAAGGAAUAACUUUAAGGCCCAAACACAUUAUAAAUAAAACCAACCUAUUUUUGGGGGGUUUUGUUCAUCAUAUUUUUAUGAAAUGAUAAAUCUGAAGCCUAUUUUCAUUAUAUUGACAUCAAUGUAUUUAGUGCUGAAAGUCAAAAAGGGUGAGGGGGGUUUGAAAACCGCCUUGCUAAUUAAAGACAAUUUUGCCUCCAUAGAAAUAUAGCUAGCAACAUAUAUUUUAGGUUUGAUAAACUUUUUUUGGCAGAUUUUUUUUAAGUUAGCUGGGAAUAAGUGAUAUUUUAAUAUGCAGAUUUCUCCAUUCCUUACAAUAUGUACCUAGGAUGUAUAAAUGAUGUACUUGGUGCAGAAUGUUAAACAUUGCAUAUGUUCAUAAUGAAUGGUCAAAUUUACUAGCUGAAUGCUUGUACCAGGUCGAAUAAUAUUUUGUUUUUAGCAGACGUGUCACGAAUGUUUAAUGGAAUAACUCUCACAGAUGAACUUUGUAAAUGAGGAGUGAAUAUUUAUGUUCAUUGAUCUAUAAGAAUAGCAAAGUAUCAUGACAAUUUUGUAAACUUGCAAAGUUAUGUUUUUUAGAUUGGAAGCUCCUAUCAUUUGUAUAUUUUGAUUGCAGUGUCAGGGAAAGGUAGACUGUUGUGUUUUAUUCAUUCUAACUAUUUGGUUGAGUUUUGAAAUCCUGCUGAGUGAAAUCCAGUGUAGAAUCAGUAAAAGUUUGAUGAAAGCUUCAUUUAUGUUGUAUAUUCAAGAAAAAAAUAACUGUUUUCCCUCUUUUUCUUAAGACCGUAAUAAUUAAGUGCCAUUGUCAUCAAGACUAACCAUGAUAUCUGUUGCAUUCAUUCUCAGGUAUUACUUAAUGUCUCUCCCAAAUUAAGAUAAUUGAAAUCUCUGUUCUCCUCAUUUUUCCCACGUAAAAUGAUCCAAGUAGUUGUUCCAUUGUGAGCACCAUUAAGAUUGGUGAACAUUAGAUCUGUCACAAGAUCUGUGUGUUAGUUUGCUGUUUGUAUUUAUUGUCCAUAUAAACGUGUUAGUCCACAUUUUGUUUGUGUGAAACAAGUUGAUGCAUUUCUUCAUUCAUGUGCUUAUAUGAAGUGGCUAGAAAAUAUUAAGUCAAUAUAGUUAUGGUUAUAUAUAUUUAUAUUUUUUAUUUGUAUAAAAUUAGUGUUAAGUUUUCUAUGCACUUUUUGUUUAUUUAAUUAUAUCUAGCUUUGAUUUUCUGUAUUUUUUUGUUUUUUUGUUUUCAUAUUAACACAGUUUUUUUUACAGGGUUAAAGCAUUGUAAAAAUGGUGUGUUUAAUCAAAGUAUGAAGAUUUGGUUUAGAGAAUUUUAUUGGUGUUUUUGGCAGUGUUAUGCAAAUUAAUAGCAAAUAGCUUGUACCUUUUGUUUCAAUUUACUCAAAGUAGAGGUUUUUUUUUUCAUUUUUAUUACCUUAUUUUCUUAUGUGUGUUAUUUUUUCACUUUUUUUCUUAAGGCCUUUGCCAACAAAAUAUUCUGUUGAUAGUUUUUUUUCUGUUUAAUUUCAUAUUUUCUGAAAUUACAUUAGUUGUUUAACGUUUUUGUUUUUAAUAUUAAUUUUGAUGCCAAGGUAUGUAAAUUUCAAAGAACUUCUUUGAUGUGGAAGUAAUUUCCCCCAUCUUGUGUCUAAGACUUAAAAAGAGUAAUAGUCUCAUUUUAUUUUGGAGUGUAGAAUCCUACUUGCAAAAUAGAUAUUAGAAACAGAUUUUUUAUUUCCCAUUGCAUAUCAUAAACAUUCCAUCAUUGGCAGGUAUUUUAUUGUGUGGCGAAUUGGAGUAGUAUUUCUGUCCCAUUAAAAACUAGUUAUAUUAUUAGGGAAAAAGAAAAUUUUAAAGCAAUCUGAACAAUAGAAAUAAAAAUAGAAUGGUUGCAAAGAAGACGUAAUAAUUCAUGCCUUUGUUUACCUUGAUGCAUAUGUAUACAUGUAUUUAAUUGUAAGAAGAUCCUAGUUGGUUAUUAUUCACAAUUUUAAAAUUCCAAGUGAACGUCAUCUGUAUCGUAAUAUUAUUUUGGGAUUUUUCUAGACAAUGAUAUAUAUCAGAAUUAUUUAUUAUUAAUUCACGUUGCUUUAUUAAAUGGAUAUGGCUAUUAAACUCCUUAGUAGAU
Saccostrea cuccullata (small rock oyster) is the source of this 3222-nucleotide messenger RNA. Its product is annotated as synaptophysin-like. The coding region runs from base 49 to 804 and encodes 251 amino acids. Lineage: Eukaryota; Metazoa; Mollusca; Bivalvia; Ostreida; Ostreidae. The record is from RefSeq and is a predicted model, not a curated record. The transcript has 6 exons. Gene Ontology annotation, cellular component: synaptic vesicle membrane; synaptic vesicle.